Gigantopelta aegis is the source of this 1636-nucleotide messenger RNA. RefSeq names its product aristaless-related homeobox protein-like. Gene Ontology annotation, biological process: regulation of transcription by RNA polymerase II. Bases 1 to 1185 code for a protein of 394 amino acids. Lineage: Eukaryota; Metazoa; Mollusca; Gastropoda; Neomphalida; Peltospiridae. The transcript is spliced from 3 exons. The record is from RefSeq and is a predicted model, not a curated record. Gene Ontology annotation, molecular function: DNA-binding transcription factor activity, RNA polymerase II-specific; RNA polymerase II transcription regulatory region sequence-specific DNA binding.
AUGACGCCCAGGGUUGCAGUACCGUGGUUCGGGGAACCGGGCCGGCACGUGCAGUGUAGAGACGUACCGUGGCUCGUACACCAAAACCCAGCGAGCAUGGAUCUCAGAAUCCCACGCCCAAAAAGCACAGACUUAUCUUCCGCCGGAAGCGACAAAGGGACAGAUAACUCUAAGGCGGGAGACAACUCCAGUGACUUGCCUUCUUCGGGCGAUGUCCACAGAUGUGAGAUUAAUUCAAACGGAAGUGACAAAACCUUUUUCGAAAAUAAGACAGACUGUUGUGAAAAUGCUUUGCUAAAUUCGUCGUUGGAUUCGACAGGCGAGGUUGAUUCGACCCAUCCCGGCAAAGCAGAUGACUCUCGUGUUGGUGACGUCAGCGAAAAAGAAAUGGACGACGGAAGUGACGACAAACUUUGCGCAGAAGACAGGUUGUGUAGCGAUGACGAGAAACUUCUCGACACAGACCCGGAGAAGGAUAAAGAACUAGAAGAGUUUGGAAAGAGGAAACAGCGCCGCUAUCGAACAACGUUCACGAGCUUUCAGUUGGAAGAGCUUGAGCGAGCUUUCCAGAAGACGCAUUACCCGGAUGUGUUCACAAGGGAGGAAUUGGCCAUGAGAAUAGAUUUAACAGAAGCUCGAGUUCAGGUCUGGUUCCAGAACAGAAGAGCCAAAUGGCGCAAGAAGGAGAAGGUUGGCACCCAGGCUCACCCGUACAGCCCUUACAGCGGGACGAUCGGCAUGGCGGCUCGGGGGGUGCUCCACACGCCCCAGUCCCCCCAGCAACAGUCGUACUCGGACCUGCUCCUGAAAACCUACGAGAAUCAGCUCUUCAGCAGAUACAGUCUCGCGUCGGCACUGCCUUCCGUCGCGCCUGCGCUCUACAACCCAGUGUCGUUUCCGAUCUCCUCGCUUCCUACCUCCGCUCUCGGAUUUCGCUCACUGGCGCCACUUUCCGUGCCCCUCCCCCCUCCGGGAACAUUUCAGCAUCUUCUGGCGAGCAUGACGUCAUCGGCGGCCAAAGCGCGGGAGAACCUUGACAUUACUUCGCCGGUUCCCGGAAUGUCCUCCCCGACUUCCGGUUUAGUGGUGGACAAUGAAAGACGGUCGUCGAGCAUUGCUGCGCUUCGUAUGAAAGCGCGGGAACACGAGUUAAGACUGGGAAUCAGUGGAAAUAUAGUCUAUUGAUGUACGUCUGUCUCUUCGUCUGUCCGUAUGUGCGUGUUUGUGUUGUUUUCUUAAACAGUUUAAUAACUGGGUGAAUUACUGUGUCAGGGAGUUGCCCUACAGAAGCUUCAACUUUGUUUUUCUACUUAACUCCCAUAAAUUACAGUAGACUGGUACAAUAACAGUAAAGCUGGUUAUGACGGUCUGUGCUAUACACGUAGCUUGACUAAAGGCGUAGCCCAGUGGAAAAGCGCUCGCUUGAUGUGCGGUCGGUUUAGGAUCGAUCCCCACCGGUGGGCCCAUUAGGCUAUUUAUUUCACGACUGGUAUAUCGAAGACCGUAUGGUAUGUACUAGCCUGUCUAUAAUACCCACAAAAGAAAUUCAAAGUUAAAGUUUGUUUUUGUUUAACGACACCACUAGAGCACACUGAUUAAUUAAUCAUCGGCUAUUGGAUGUCAAACAUUUGGUAAU